Emiliania huxleyi CCMP1516 is the source of this 2328-nucleotide messenger RNA. RefSeq lists its product as hypothetical. Bases 1 to 2328 code for a protein of 775 amino acids. Lineage: Eukaryota; Haptophyta; Isochrysidales; Noelaerhabdaceae. The transcript is spliced from 4 exons. The record is from RefSeq and is a predicted model, not a curated record.
AUGAUGCUCGUCGGCCUCGCCGAGCUCUACUACUGCACCACCACCCUCUCUUGCAACGAGGCAGCGCCCGGCAUGUCUGUCCGAGGGCAGACCGCGGCGGUGACACUGGUUGCGCUCGAGGCGCUCGUGGCGGGUACGUUUCUCUCCUACCUGCACACGCGCCGAGUGCGCUGGCUUGCCUUCAAGCGGGUCGAGGCGGUGCGUUCGGCGGCGCGACGCGGGGUGGCGCACCGGCGAGCCGCGUCGACGGCAUGCACAGCUCUCGACCUUGUCGCCAGCGCGCAGCAAGGGCUCCUCGACACGGCCGCCGCCGCCGCCUCUGCCGCAGGGCUUUCGGCGGGGGCAGUCGACCUGCCCACGCCGGACCUUGGCGUCAAGGGCGCACUGACCGUCUUCGUUUUACGUGCCCGGGGUCUAGAGAGCACGGACCGGAAUGGGCUCGCCGAUCCGUAUGUGAAGGUGACGGUCGGCAGCACCACGCGCAAGACCAAGGUGAUGCCUCGCACCCUCGACCCGGAGUGGUUCGAGCGGCUCGGAUUCGAGGGCGUGCUGCGGGACAUCGUCGCAAAGCCGGUGCAGGUGGUGGUGUACGAUCGCGACGUGCUGACGCGCGAUGACAAGCUCGGUCAACGCGCAAGAUACCUUCCCUGCUCUCUAUCCUUCAUUGACGCGUCCCGGUCACGCCUAUCAGGCGAGGACGGCAAGCAGGGCCUACUCUCGCUCGAGGUCGGCUGGGCCCCGCAGACCGACCCCUCCCCCGCCGCCUCCACCGUGCCCUCGGCGGGUGCGUCGCCGACGCAGCCCCGCCGAGACUACCUCGACAUGCACGCGCGAGGAGAGCUUGCUGUGCACCUCUUCCGCGGCGGCGCUCUGGCUCCCAAGGGCAGCAGCAGCAGCGCCGACCCGUACGUCGUCGCGAGCAUCGGCAGGCAGCGGCGCAAGCUGCAGCCCGAGUGGGACGAGCGGCUGACCUUUGACGGCGUCCUCAGCGACUUUAUGGGCAAAGUGCUCCACCUACAGGUGCUCGAUAAGGGCCGCUUCCGUUCGGAGCCUCUCUCCGAGUGCGAGGUGCCGCUCGAACCUAUCUUGUGCGAGCUCGAAGAGUCUGCCGCCCCCGUCGUACGCUGGGAGCUGCCCUUGACUGCGACCGGGCCGUUCAACGCAACGAGCGGUCACCUUACCAUCGCCAUCGAUUGGCUGGAGCGGCGGCCGGCGGCGAGGAAGGACGAGGACGCGUGUGCCGUCGCGGCCGCUUCGUCGUUUGGCGGCGCGGCCGCGUCGUCGGCUGGGGCCGAGACAUCUCUUACCAGCGGGGAGGCGGUCCCGCGCGCCCCAACGAAGAUGCCGUCGCGGAUGGCGUCGCGACCAGCGAUGCGCUUCAUCGACGCGCACGCCUACGGCGAGAUCGAGGUACAUGUGCGCAGCGCCCAGAACUUGGAGGCCAAGGACGCGCGCACCCAGUCCUCCGACCCGUACGUGCUAGUGCGGCUCGGCCGGCAGCGAAGGCGGUCGAGGGUCGUGAAGCGUAGCCUCUUCCCGCUCUGGGACGAGCGAUUAGCCUUCGAGGGCUUCCUUGGCGAGCUUGUGCAAGACGAGACGCUCCUUGUCAAGGUGCUCGAUCACGAUAUUGGCAGCACAGACGACGACCUCGGCGAGCUAGAGCUCGAGCUCGGCCAGCUGCUCAGCGAGGGUUCCAUCACUCUCACCGACGUGCCCCUCGCCGCCGCGAAGCACGGAUCCAUCUCGCUCUCCGUCUCCUGGUACCCCUUCGAGGACAUCGUCGGGCCGUGGGAGCGCGUCGCCACUUGUGGCCGCAUCCCCUCCAAGCGGCAGCGAGCGGAGCCGCGGAGCGACCGGGUUACGCGAGGGGUGGUUGCAGUGGACCUCGCCUUUUUGCUGGGCAUCUCCUUUCUCGCCUCGGCCGAUCUCAUCUAUCGCGUCAACGGGUGCGGCCCGCUCGGUAUUGUCACCGACAUCGCGGCGCUCUGGACGCGUUUCCUCACCCUCGAGUCGACGAGCACGGAGCGUGGCGUCUGGUGGCUGCUCUCGGUGCUCUCGAUGGCGACGGCACUGCCUUACCUCCUGUUCCUCCUGCCAACGAUCGGCGUCAUCCUGCUCCGACUCGAGCUGACGGGGUACGACAAGAGGGGAACGCUCCGAUCGGUGCUCAGCCACCGCAAAAUGGUGAAGCUGCACUAUAUGCAGAACGAGGGGGCGAAGCCGCGCGGGGGGCGAGGCCGGGUGGGGAAGAAGCGCUCGGCGGUCGGGGCGCUGGUGGGCUCCGCGGUGGGCACGUUGGUGGGGCAACGCUACACGGCGUUGAUAUGA